UACCAUUGUGCCUAGGAGAUAAGCGGACGGGGAAGCUGUUGGCAAUAACGCAGCUUGAGUGCAGUGCACCCCUAUCUCCAAUGGCUCACGAGAGUGCUCCUCGGGGCUUCCCGGUUCAGCCUUAGAAUGUCUGCACACGCGGUCAUCAUUUUUUGUGCAACGAUCAGUGAAAUAUUCCUUUCUACCUCCAAUAGUUUAUCACCGCCACUGCAUUUAAAAGCGCGGAGACGUGGAGAGACGAGCAAAGUGCCAACCUUUCCGCCAGACAGAGCACCUCCGAAACACCUCUUCACCCGGUUCGAGAAACGGGAGUCACAAUGCGCAGACCAGGGCUGUCGUGGACCACCGCACUGUCGCUGCUACUGACGCUUCUCGGUGCGUCACUGGCUUUGCCGAGCGGUGCCCCCGAAAGCGCGUGCCACAGCAUGUUGCCACAUCACAGCGGACUUCGGAAGUUCAACGGCAGCGACUCGCCUUAUCGGCUGGUGCAAGAGAAGGCGGCCUUCCACCCUAACGAAUCCCUGGCCGUGACGCUGUACACGAAGAACUCCCUCUUCAAGGGCUUUCUGGUGAGAGCGAUCGACGAGCAGGGCAACGACGUCGGCCACUUCCAGCGUCGCACGGGCUACAAGAACGUUCGCGGUUGCACUGGCGUCACGCACAAGAGCAGAAACAACAAGAGGACCGUGAAGAUGAUCUGGCAAGCACCCCACCAUGUGUCGGGCCGAGUGACAUUCAAAGCGACCGUCGUGCAAGAGUACAGGCGUGUAUACGCGGAUCUGAAGAGCACGGUGAAAUGAGCAGCCUGCGGCCACCGAGACGACGAACACCCACUUCAUCAAGAUGGGGAAUAUGUAUUUAACAUAUAUGUAUAAUAACAAAUUUGUAUUCAGU
Molecule: messenger RNA, 894 nt
Organism: Dermacentor andersoni
Lineage: Eukaryota; Metazoa; Arthropoda; Arachnida; Ixodida; Ixodidae
Source: RefSeq, a predicted model, not a curated record